AAAAUGCGUUGGUAGGAGUCCAAAUUUUCCUAUUUUAAAUUAGUGAGAAGUGAACACGUUUUCUAGGUGGGCUUUACUUAGCUGUCCAAGAUGAUACCAGAAGUUGUUACUGUUGAUGUGAGCCAAGCCAAAACUCUCCUCCAGUCCGACCAUCAAUAUCUUGAUGUUAGGACCGAGGAAGAGUUCAGGAGAGGCCAUUGUGUGGCACCUAAGAUCCUCAACGUUCCCUACAUGCUCAACACACCUCAAGGGAGAGUGAAGAAUCCAAAUUUUUUGGAUCAAGUAUCUUCUCUUCUCAGCCCAACUGAUGAUAUCCUUGUGGGUUGUCAGAGUGGAGCCAGAUCCUUAAAUGCCACAAGUGAGCUUGUUGCUGCAGGUUACAAGAAAGUGAGAAACGUAGGAGGUGGGUACUUGGCUUGGGUGAAUCAGAGCUUUCCCAUCAACAAGGAGCAGCAGCAAUCUACAAACUAAUCAUUCUCUUUUAUUAAAAUAAAAGAAAGUAUAAUGCAAGAUGUGAUGUAAUAAAAUGUAUCGCCUAUUUAGAAUGUUAAGUGUGUUGCUGAGUCAUCAAAUAAAAGUUGUGUUAAUUAUGAGUAACACAGGGAUUAAUUAAUAAAUACAGUCUUUUUAUUAAACU
Molecule: messenger RNA, 637 nt
Organism: Brassica oleracea var. oleracea
Lineage: Eukaryota; Viridiplantae; Streptophyta; Magnoliopsida; Brassicales; Brassicaceae
Product: thiosulfate sulfurtransferase 18-like
Exons: 6
Coding region: 91-471 (126 amino acids)
Molecular function (GO): catalytic activity
Source: RefSeq, a predicted model, not a curated record